Molecule: messenger RNA, 4766 nt
Organism: Oryzias latipes (Japanese medaka)
Lineage: Eukaryota; Metazoa; Chordata; Actinopteri; Beloniformes; Adrianichthyidae
Gene: cdh19
Product: cadherin 19, type 2
Biological process (GO): cell-cell junction assembly; homophilic cell-cell adhesion; multicellular organism development
Cellular component (GO): plasma membrane; catenin complex; adherens junction
Molecular function (GO): cadherin binding; calcium ion binding; beta-catenin binding
Source: RefSeq, a predicted model, not a curated record
UUUAGAUGUUAAAGAUUGGAAAGACUUGACUGCAGUUGCUGCUGCCAAGAGUGGCACAAACAAUUAUGGAGCCAGGAUAAUUACUUCUCCACAUUUACACAGAUUUCUUUUUCCUCCUAUAAAAUAAAAUCAUUUAAAAAUGGCAUUUCAUAUUAAUUUCCCACAUCUCGGUCAUGCUGAAAUCUAUUAAGGAUCUGAACUGUUUUCUCAUUAUUCUUUUUCACAGCAUUUUAUACAUAUAGUCUGGCUGAAGAAGAAUUAAUUCCACAUCACGCUCCUCCGUCAGGCGAGAAGGUUCAAGGUUUGAAUCCCAGCUGAGCUGUCUUCCUGUUUUUCUCCAUCCUCCUCCAACAGUUCAAAAACAUGCACGCUUUGAGACUGGAGGGGUAGCAGAGGUAAGGCAGCGCAAAUAUCCUUAUUUACAACUUGAUUAUGUAAACAACCGGGACACCCUGAGCGUCAAACAAUCUCUGGAGGAAUUGUACGCGGCGUGUUGUGAGGGGUCGCCGUUUAAAUGGGCCGAUGCAGAAACAGCGUGCUCACUCCGCUCGAAUGUCAAAAAACAGGCUGUCCUAUCACUAGCAAAACGGUGACCUUACAGCGGAUGAAUUACCAUCUGCUCGCUGCUCCAGCUCCACUCUAAUAAGCCCAGGAUUGUUCAUGGAAACAGGAGGGGAAAAAAUCCAAUAGAAAUGCGUUUGUAAGUCCGGGCUGUGAGUAUUUGCAUGGCGAUGAAGGCCGCGAGUGUUCUGCACUGACUGAGAUGCGAGUCUCAGACAAUACAAGCUGUGUUUGUUCUUCCCGGGGAAGUUUGACGAGGACAGAAAGGAGAAGAAGGAGGAGCAGGAGAAGAAGAAGGGUAGGUCUUCAGUGCAGGGAUUACACGUUUGUCAUUGUGGCGACUCUACGGUUUUCCAGUACCAUGGUGUUUUGUUGAGCAGAUUGCGUUCCUUCACACCCAGCAGGGAUCUCUCUCGUGACUUGGCAGACGCAGAAUCUCAAACAGUUUUGGGCAUGUAUAACAUCAUACCAGGAGGGAAUGCACAACUGCCAGGAUCAUGGGUUACUCUGCUGGCAAAUGAAGAAUUAGCAGAACAGGAGAAGAGACCCUAGAAUCUCCCGCCCACUCAACAGAGAUGCAGAUAAAAUUCACUCGAGGACUGUAAAAAUGCCCACCUCCAGAGUUUUGGCGAUAGUGACGGUCUUUUCCAUGAUUCCCGGUGGGAUCCUGAGCGACAUUAAAGGCUCUCGGGGUUUGGAGACGCAACAUUUGGCCCAGAAGUCCACUUAUCCUCAGCGACGCCUGAAGCGAAGCUGGAUAUGGACGCAGCCGUUUGUCCCUGAGGAAGAUCCCUCUCUUGGCGUUAUUGGGCAGAUCAAAUCCGACUCUGACCGAGGCGAUUUAUCCAUCAAGUACAUAUUGACAGGAGAAGGUGCUGGAAAUAUCUUUGAGAUAGAUGAGUAUUCUGGUGAGAUCAGGAAGCUGAAAAAGCUUGACCGUGAGGAAAAAGCCUUCUACGUCCUUCAAGCCCAAGCUAUCAACAGAAACACCAAUGAGCCUGAGGAGCCCCAGUCAGAGUUUAUCGUCAAGGUUCAGGACAUCAACGACAAUGUUCCUCAGUUCCAGAACGAGCCGUACGUGUCCAGCAUCCCGGAGAUGAGUCCAGCUGGGACCACGGUGGCGCAGGUGACAGCCACAGAUGCGGAUGAUCCCAUGUUCGGAAACAACGCAAAGCUUAUCUACUCCAUCCUGCAGGGGGAGCCCUACUUCUCUGUGGAGCCAAAGACGGGGAUUGUUGUGACAUCUUGGCCUGACCUGGACCGGGAAACUCGAGACGAGUACCUGGUGGUGAUCCAGGUGCAGGACAUGCUGGGCCUCAGCGGCGGUUACUCUUCCUCCACCACACUCACGGUCAUCCUGACGGACGUCAACGACAACGGACCCACGUUCCAGCGCCAGCUUUACACCUUUAAUGUCCCGGAAAAUGCAGCCAUUGGCAGCACAGUGGGCAGAAUCAUAGCAGACGAUGGAGACAUUGGCAUCAAUGCAAGAAUGACAUACAGUCUGGAGGACGACCUGGAAGAGAGCUCCACUUUCAUCAUCAAAACAGACCCAGUGACUCAAGAGGGACAGCUUCUGCUGGCAAAGCCUUUGGACUACGAAUCCAAAAGACGGUACAAAAUGGCUGUAGAGGCCAUUAAUGAUCACGUCGACACACGGUUUCUGCCUCUGGAGGAGUUCAAGGACAGCACGGCCAUCAAGAUCGUGGUGAGGGAUGUAGACGAGCCUCCAGCCUUCGUCUCGCCAGUCUACGAGUGGAAAGUUCCUGAAAAUGCGGCUGUGGGAACAGUGGUUGGCAGCAUUAGUGCCAGAGACACUGACACACACAACAGUCCCAUCAGAUACUCUAUUGACAAAAGGAGCGAUGCCACCAAGUCGUUCAGAAUAGACGCAAACAAUGGAACCAUAGCCAUCGUGAAAGCUUUGGAUCGAGAGACUUCAAGCUGGCAUAACUUUACCAUCGAAGCAAAAGAAGAAACGCAGAACCAUUUAUCCUCCUCGGUGGCGGUGUUCAUCAAAGUGCUGGACAUAAACGACAACGUGCCAAGGCUUGCAAGAGAUUACCAGCCAUAUAUCUGUGAGGGCACGCAGGCGGGAGAACUCAUUCAGCUCCUCAGUGCUGUUGAUGUCGACAACCCUGAGGAGGGACACCACUUCUAUUUCUCCAUGGUCCCAGAGAAGCACAUCAAUCCAAACUUCACCAUCAGAGAUAAUCAAGACAAUACAGCUGGCAUUGUGACACGCAGGAGUACUUUCACCCUCAAAGAUCGUGCCCUUUACUUUCUGCCUGUGGUGGUGGCGGACAGCGGCACUCCGACCCUCUCCAGCACCAGCACUUUGACCAUCAGUGUGUGCAGAUGUCAACCUGCAGGCCAUUGUCCCACCGCAGGGGUGGAGAGACUGCUUCUGUCUCUGGAUCCUGGCCUGCAAACAGUUUUAGGGAUUCUCGUUUGCCUGGUCACUAUUUCAGUGCUGUCAGUUCUAAUGCUGCUGUUGAGGAGACACAAGCGCAAGCAGCAGGAGGGGCUGGAUGUGGGCUUGAAGGAGCUGGAGCUGCCCGACACCGUUUCACAAAAAGUUCUCCAUUAUGGAGAAACUGGAGGGAGAAGGGUGAACUUCUGCCAGCCCGCCAUCCCACUGCACCCCCAACCGAGGAGGCGGGAGAGGAGGCUGCGGAAGGAGGAGGUCAGGGCCAGCAUACGGAUGUCACUGGGAGAGUCCCACUUCAUUGGGCCGGAGGACGAGGUCUUCCGGCAGUUUAUUCUGGACAGGCUGGCCGAGGCUGAUCAGGAUCCAUACGUUCCACCGUUUGACUGCCUUCAAACGUACGCAUACGAGGGCUCAGGGUCUCCCACUGGGUCUCUGAGCUCACUGGAUUCUCUCACAGGGGAGACUGAACUUGUCCAACCCCUUUAUAAUCCCAGAGCUCACGUAGUAAAACUCAGCCCUUGGUGCGGCAGUGGAGAGGAGGACACAACCUUCUGAGGGCACCUUCCAUUUUAGAGCUGUUUUAUGACCGUGAUAAAGAAGGCAGCGCAUGUCAGGUAAUCAUUUGUCAGCAUCAUUUUGAAAGAGACUUGCUUUGUAAGCAAUCUUUCUUAUUUUUUGGAAAAAACUGGGUGUGUUUUAUUUUUGUUGUUGUCGUUUUAACCUGGCAGGCCUGCCGACUGCAGAUUCACUGUGACAGCGUGUGCAAUGAUAAAGUGAAUUUAGACACUUUGAAGCCAUCACUACGCACACGGCCGCGAGAUAUUACUGAGAAAAUACCAACAAUAUCAUCCCCAGACACCAAAAUUGGUGAGAACAUAUUGAAUCCGCUGCCUGACAGCCCACUUAGCUGUAUGAAUGAAUUUAUUCCAAAAUUGACGAGAAACUUUGAAGUCAAAUGUGCAGAAAAUCCAUGGCUACAAUCUGAAGAUUAAACUACAUUGUACAAGCAAAUAGACAAAAUAAAAGUCAGAAAUGAUUGAUUAAAAAGAAGGGCAUGUUUUGAUUAAAAAAACAAAAACAAAUUUUAAUGAAAUGUAGCUAAAACUUCUGAAAAAACUGAAAUUACUUCUUUUUUUUUUAACUUCAAGCUGUUUUCUGAAAAUGCUGUUCAACAUUUAUACAAACCAUUUACUUCUGGAUAAUCCAACUUAUUUCAAUAUGCAAGAUUUAUUAUUUCUUUCCGGAAAUCUAGAUUUAUUGUUGGAAAGGUAUUUAAAGUUUCCUUCUAGCAUUAACUUUUUCUGUUAAAUUAUACUCUCACAAAUGUCUACAAUGGUAAAUGCUGUUUCUUCUUCCUUUUUUUUUAUAAUGGAGAAUGGAAAUGGCUUAAAAUGGUUAUAUUUUGUGAAAAUUAAAACCUAUAGCUCUGAAACUAAGAUAUGUAUUCUGUUUGUUGUCUUUUCUAAUGCCUUAAUUACCAUCUUAAUGCAAAUUCAGGCUGCAUUUUAUUCAAAAAAUACAUACGUGACAUUGUUUUACUCAAUAUAUGUAAAAUGUAAUAUAUUUCUAUUAUUUAUAAAUUAAUAUUAUUUAAUUUAAAUGACUUUGCUUCUGCAGCUUUAGUGCUUUACAACUAAAAAACAUUAACUGUUCUAACCCCAUUAAAUCAGGUGUUUUUAUGUUUGAAUUUUACAGACUUUUGGCUCAAUCAAACCAAUGUAUUUUCUAUUUUUUAUGUGUAAUUGUUACUAUUUACAAUAAACAGUUAAUAUCC